ACCUCACCAACUCCCCUACAAGCCGCCGGGCCGAACGACCGAAGCAUCCACUUCCAAAGUGUACUGUUUGCUGCCCGCCUGGCGCCUGCCCCCAUAACUACUCUGCCACCAAUCCGGGGAGGAAUCAACCUAGCGGUAAGCGGACAUGGCGGCGGCGAAGAUAGCGCCGUCGAUGCUCUCGUCGGACUUUGCCAACCUCGCUUCGGAGGCUGAGCGCAUGGUCCGCCUAGGCGCCGACUGGCUACAUAUGGACAUCAUGGAUGGGCACUUCGUUCCUAACCUGACUAUUGGGGCUCCGGUGAUCCAGAGCUUGAGGAAACAUACCAAAGCAUAUUUGGACUGCCAUCUUAUGGUCACAAAGCCUUCAGAUUACGUAGAACCAUUUGGAAAGGCUGGCGCUUCUGGAUUCACAUUCCAUAUAGAAGUUGCUAGAGACAACUGGCAAGAUCUCAUCCAAAGCAUUAAAUCAAAGGGUAUGCGGCCUGGUGUAUCAUUGAGGCCAGGUACUCCAGUGGAGGAAGUUUUUCCCCUGGUGGAAGCAGAAAAUCCGGUAGAAUUGGUUCUUGUGAUGACAGUCGAGCCUGGUUUUGGUGGUCAGAAAUUUAUGCCAGAAAUGAUGGAUAAGGUGCGCACACUGAGAAAGAAGUACCCUUCCCUUGACAUAGAGGUUGAUGGUGGUCUAGGUCCUUCAACCAUAGACGUGGCCGCAUCUGCUGGGGCCAAUUGCAUCGUCGCUGGAAGCUCUAUAUUUGGCGCUGCGGACCCAGGAGCCAUCAUAUCUGUGCUGAGGAAGAGCGUCGAGGGCUCUCAGAACAAAAACUGAUUUUGGUGUUUCUGCUGUAAAGUACUCCCUCCGUUUUUUUUUAUUCGUCGCGUUUUAGUUCAAACAUGAACUAGCGGACGACUGAUAUUCGAGAAUGGAGGGAGUACUUCGACCCUGCACGUCAGAUGAGCUGAUCCUCACAUUGCACCGGAACUGUUCGGCGAGAAUAAAAUUUGAUGUUAGACCUUGAACGUCUUUUGCAAUAUGCUUUUUUGUCUGCCCUGAUUAUAUUCUACCCCUUCAUAUAACGCUUGAUGUGCCGUCAAGAAAUGGCGAAACAUUGGCAUGACUGUAAACAAGAAACUAAAUACGGGUAUAAAAAUCGUGUCA
Messenger RNA from Zea mays, 1153 nucleotides. RefSeq names its product ribulose-phosphate 3-epimerase. Gene Ontology annotation, biological process: pentose-phosphate shunt; carbohydrate metabolic process. The transcript is spliced from 8 exons. NCBI's taxonomy places the organism in Eukaryota, Viridiplantae, Streptophyta, Magnoliopsida, Poales, Poaceae. The record is from RefSeq and is marked provisional. Bases 146 to 823 code for a protein of 225 amino acids. Gene Ontology annotation, molecular function: D-ribulose-phosphate 3-epimerase activity.